Emiliania huxleyi CCMP1516 is the source of this 1063-nucleotide messenger RNA. RefSeq lists its product as hypothetical. The transcript is spliced from 4 exons. Bases 38 to 1063 code for a protein of 341 amino acids. The record is from RefSeq and is a predicted model, not a curated record. Lineage: Eukaryota; Haptophyta; Isochrysidales; Noelaerhabdaceae.
CUCGUGUCGCGACUUUUGAACCACUAUAUACACGUAUAUGGUGUCUGUUGUGCUCGACGGCGCCGAGGCGACGUCCGCCUACGUCCCACCUCACCGGCGGAAUCGUCGCGCGGCGGCGGCGUCAAAGAGUCGUCCUGCGCUUCGCGUGGCAGCUGGCAAUCCGCCCGGGUGGCUCUCCGCCUGCGCGUGUGGCAGGGCGGGUGCUCAAAUGUCGAUAUACCCUUCCGCGGAUGGGCACACCGUGGUUCCAGAGAGCGGCCGGAGCCUGCUCGGCACGACAGCGCAGUUCUGCUCGUCCUUCUACCACAUCGAGCCGACGCCCGAGGGAGACAUUCCGGAGCGCUGUCUGAGCGUCGCCGCGGGUGGGCCGCCUUGCCCUCGCAAGACUGUCAUCUGCGUGGCCCGGCUGCAGACGCAGCCGAGACGGUCUGGCCAGGACCAAGCCGUCGCUGCACCUUCUGCCACCGACACUAGUGCUGUGCACGGCCUGGCGGCCAGCACUGCCACCCUGUCCUUGUCGGGCGCCGCCCGCCAAACGGCCGCUUGCACCGCCGCCGCCGCCUCCUCCGCGGAUGCUUCUGCUCCCGCAGCUGCCGACGCGCGCUGGAGCGACCUGUACAUCGCUCGCUACUCCAACUGCUGGAGGGGAUCCUCCGAGUCCAACGUGCAGGUGCUGCACCCGGCGGGUGUGGGCCUCGACUUGCGCGUCGCUUACACCUACCGCGCGCACUGGGAGGAGGGGGGCUACGACUCAAAGUACGAGCCCGCCGUCCUGUCUGCGCGGAGAGGGCUCGCGCUGCUUCGGAGGGAGGGGGUGGCGCUGCAGAGCCUCUCGCCCGCCGACUGGGCGUGGCUUGUCUCGCACUGCGACGCGCCGACGCGGGACGCUUGGGCGCGCGGCGCGCCGCCCUUUGGCGCGGCGGUGGCGGGGGAGAGGAGCCGAUUGGACGCCUUUGUUAGCACCGCACUUGUGAGAUACGGCGGCGACGAGGAUGAGACUGGUGCCAUGCCUCUCUCGUGCGAACCCUGCGCCGGAGGCCCUCUGAGUACAACACGUGAUUGA